This is a messenger RNA of Teleopsis dalmanni, 584 nucleotides long. It is a transcript of the gene Ufm1, whose product is annotated as ubiquitin-fold modifier 1. Lineage: Eukaryota; Metazoa; Arthropoda; Insecta; Diptera; Diopsidae. Gene Ontology annotation, biological process: protein K69-linked ufmylation. Gene Ontology annotation, cellular component: nucleus; cytoplasm. The transcript has a single exon. The record is from RefSeq and is a predicted model, not a curated record. Bases 264 to 536 code for a protein of 90 amino acids.
UUAAAAUUGUUUUAGAAAUUGUUUGCAGAAUUAGUACACGGUAUUUAAUUUAGUAAAAAUUACAUGCAAUUGAAUUGCAUUGUAUUUUUGAAAAUAUUUCAACAAUUUAACAGAAAAACUUUUCCCAUUCCCAACGUUAAAAUUAUACGAAACACCAACUUGUUAUUUCGUACGCAGUAACAGACAUAAAACUGUCCACGUCACGCGUUUGUAUAUAAUCGUGUUUAUUUUAAACAAGUUUCAUAUUAACAAUUUUUUAAAAGAUGGCAUCGAAAGUAACAUUUAAAAUAACACUAACAUCAGAUCCAAAAUUACCAUUCAAAGUCCUCAGUGUACCUGAAGCUACGCCUUUCACAGCAGUACUUAAAUUUGCUGCAGAGGAAUUUAAGGUACCAGCUGCUACAAGUGCGAUAAUAACAGACGAUGGCAUUGGCAUAAGUCCAGCACAAACUGCCGGAAAUGUUUUUCUUAAACACGGAUCUGAGCUACGUCUGAUACCACGUGAUCGAGUUGGCAAUAAUAGUUUUAUAUGUUAAAUAUUUAUAUAUACUAAGAACCAAGUAAUUAAAAAUUUAGUUUGUUAC